Vanrija pseudolonga is the source of this 381-nucleotide messenger RNA. RefSeq lists its product as uncharacterized. Lineage: Eukaryota; Fungi; Basidiomycota; Tremellomycetes; Trichosporonales; Trichosporonaceae. The transcript is spliced from 2 exons. Bases 1 to 381 code for a protein of 126 amino acids. The record is from RefSeq and is a predicted model, not a curated record.
AUGCUCCACGCCGAAAACCUUUACACCAUCAUUCACUGGCUGCAGCGCAUCGAGGCUGGCACCGCGAACCCUGAGUUCCGUUGCAACCGCUGCUACCGCUGCGAUCAAGACAUUGUCUGCUAUGCGUACAUGCCUCUUGAGGGCUAUACGUUCGAUUACAUCGUUGAGAACCUCCUUGACAUCGGUUACGCCGAGGACGAGUCCGACGCCCUGGGACAUCUGUUCACCAACAUUCUCAACUGGCAGGACCGCUUCGCCAACGAGCAGGACCGCCACCGCCGCAUGGACCGCCUCGACAUGGAGCCGAUGGAGCUUGCCAUUGUGACUGUGGUCGCAUUCCUCCUUGUGCUCGCAUUCCUCGCUGUCUUUCCCGCUUGGUAG